GGCUCCCGGCGUCGCCCGCCACUCGCCCGCCCCUCCCUCCUCGCCGCCGCUCGCACGUCGGGAGCGCCCGGGCCGAGCGGGCGGCGCGCCGGGGGCAUGCGCUCCAUGAGGGCUCUGCAGAACGCGCUGAGCCGCGCGGGCAGCCACCGCCGGCGGGGAGGCUUGGGUCAACCGAGCCGGGGCCCGCUCCUGGGCGGGGGCGUCCGGUACCACCUCAGUGAGGCCACGGCGCAGGGCGGGGGCACGCCGUACAGCCACCAGCCGCAGCACACGGAUCAUGAUGCAUCUCACAGCGGCAUGCUGCCUCGACUUGGUGACCUGCUCUUCUACACUAUUGCUGAGGGACAGGAGCGCAUCCCCAUCCACAAGUUCACAACUGCACUGAAGGCCACUGGACUGCAGACGUCAGACCCCCGGCUCCAGGAUUGCAUGAGCAAGAUGCAGCGCAUGGUCCAGGAGUCCAGCAGUGGAGGCCUCCUGGACCGAGAUCUUUUUCAAAAGUGUGUGAGUGCCAACAUUGUGCUCCUGACUCAGGCAUUCCGAAAGAAGUUUGUCAUUCCUGAUUUUGAGGAGUUCACGGGCCAUGUGGAUCGCAUAUUUGAGGAUGCCAAAGAGCUCACUGGAGGCAAAGUAGCAGCCUACAUCCCUCACCUGGCCAAGUCAAACCCAGACCUCUGGGGCGUCUCCCUGUGCACUGUGGACGGGCAGCGGCAUUCUGUGGGCCACACGAAGAUCCCCUUCUGCCUGCAGUCCUGUGUCAAGCCCCUCACUUAUGCCAUCUCUGUGAGCACCUUAGGCACUGACUACGUGCACAAGUUUGUGGGCAAAGAACCCAGUGGUCUGCGCUAUAACAAACUCUCCCUCAACGAGGAAGGAAUCCCCCAUAACCCCAUGGUCAAUGCUGGUGCCAUUGUUGUCAGCUCCCUGAUCAAGAUGGACUGUAACAAAGCUGAGAAGUUUGACUUUGUAUUGCAGUAUCUGAAUAGGAUGGCUGGGAAUGAAUUCAUGGGGUUCAGCAAUGCCACAUUCCAGUCAGAGAAGGAAACCGGGGAUCGGAAUUAUGCCAUCGGCUAUUACCUCAAGGAAAAGAAGUGCUUCCCUAAGGGAGUAGACAUGAUGGCUGCCCUUGACCUCUAUUUCCAGCUGUGCUCUGUGGAGGUCACCUGUGAGUCGGGCAGUGUCAUGGCGGCCACUCUUGCCAACGGUGGCAUCUGCCCCAUCACAGGCGAGAGUGUGCUGAGUGCUGAGGCCGUGCGCAACACCCUCAGCCUCAUGCAUUCCUGCGGCAUGUAUGACUUCUCUGGCCAGUUUGCCUUCCAUGUGGGCCUGCCAGCCAAGUCAGCUGUGUCAGGAGCCAUCCUCCUGGUUGUACCCAAUGUCAUGGGGAUGAUGUGUCUGUCACCUCCAUUAGACAAGCUGGGGAACAGCCAACGGGGCAUCAGCUUCUGCCAGAAGUUGGUGUCGCUGUUUAACUUCCACAACUAUGAUAACCUGCGGCACUGUGCGCGGAAGUUAGACCCCCGGCGAGAAGGAGGAGAAGUUCGGAACAAGACCGUGGUGAACCUGCUAUUCGCUGCAUACAGUGGAGAUGUCUCAGCUCUUCGAAGGUUUGCUCUGUCAGCCAUGGAUAUGGAGCAGAAAGACUAUGAUUCCCGGACAGCCCUGCAUGUUGCUGCAGCUGAAGGGCACAUUGAAGUUGUCAAAUUCCUGAUUGAAGCUUGCAAAGUGAAUCCUUUUGUCAAGGACAGGUGGGGCAACAUUCCCCUGGAUGAUGCUGUGCAGUUCAACCACCUGGAGGUUGUCAAGCUGCUGCAGGAAUACCAUGACUCCUACCUGCUGUCCGAGACUCAGGCCGAGGCAGCGGCUGAGACCCUGUCCAAGGAGAACUUGGAAAGCAUGGUGUGAGCACAGGCCCAGGACAGCCUCUGCUCAAGAAAGGCCUGAGCGGAUACACAUUUAACCCACAGCCUCCAAAAAUAUUACUGAAAGCUGCUUCAGUGGAGAUCAACAUGGCCACUUGGUGACACAAGCCAAUGCUUUAGUGGGAAUCAAACACCCCAUUCCCUCAGUGGACACCUGCAGUAGAGCUAGCCACAGAGACCUCCAGGUAUAGUUUAAUGGUUCAUCCACUCAAAAGUAGCCCAGGUCUUCAUCCAGGUCCCCUUUUCCUCUCUGAAGAAACCACCAAGAGAACAAGAGACUUCCUUGGAGAGACUCUAGCAUGCACAUGCAUCUGCCAGAGAAAGAGAAGUGGGUAGGAGCCAAAGCACCCAGCUGUAGACGUCUGCAGAGAUCUGUCCCUCAUAGCCAGGACAUGCUGCUACUGCUGACACCAAUUUUAUAGACAGAGACAGUAUUUUGUGUUCAAAUAAACUUUAAUUACAUGAA
Meriones unguiculatus (Mongolian gerbil) is the source of this 2388-nucleotide messenger RNA. RefSeq names its product glutaminase 2 (gene Gls2). Gene Ontology annotation, biological process: L-glutamine catabolic process. NCBI's taxonomy places the organism in Eukaryota, Metazoa, Chordata, Mammalia, Rodentia, Muridae. Gene Ontology annotation, molecular function: protein binding; glutaminase activity. The coding region runs from base 97 to 1905 and encodes 602 amino acids. The record is from RefSeq and is a predicted model, not a curated record. The transcript has 18 exons.